CACUCUCAAGUGUCCCUAAAAUUGCCCAACCUCUGGAUUCCUGCGAUGCCGAAAUCUAUCCUCAAGGUGGCCGUGGCAUAAGAAUCGUCUGCAUAAUUGGUGAAGUUCCUUUCAGUAGCAAACAACUCUGUUGGCUUUUCAUCAGCUUAGCCAUCCAGUAUUUUAAUGUGAUUACAACUGAUUUUAUCCUAUAGAUUUAACAAGAAAAUUAUGAUGUUAGAUUAUAAUUUUAACUAUAGAUUUUGAUAAAGAAGAUUGGAUUUGAAAUAUGUUCUUUAUCUGCUAGGAAAGUUAAGAAAAUCGCAAAGGUGAAAGUCUGGAAUAUCGUCAAAAAUUGUGAUUAUAGGUAUAUUUUCAGCUCUUGGGCAUUUGGUGCGAAAUUGUUUUAAGUUGAACAUUCUCUGACUUUGAUUAAGGCAAAUUUUACCUUUAAAACACACCUUCAAAAGGAAUCGUUUUGCUAACGAAAUCGAAUAAGGUAAAAAGCGAUUAAAUUUUGCCUUCAACAAGUACAUUCUUUAUAUUUUCAUUUCAAGGAAAAUUAACAGACAAGUAGCAUUUUAUUAAAGAAAAAAGAAAUCAAAUUUGGUUAAUUUUCUUACAAUCAAGCGCAAACAUGCAGAAUAUCAGAUGCAAGCAUCUGAUUGCAGUAAUUUUUAUCUCGUUUGUCUUCAUCUUCUCAGGAGCAUUUGUGAUUAAAACGAAUUCUUCUUCCGUUAAUGCAAAUACCUUAUUUUUGGAUGGUUAUGAUCGAAAUAUUGAGGACUCUCUUUCGUUUCUGGAUGAUUUUGUGGUUGAAGAUGUUCUUGACUCGCCAUUGUUUGAUUCUGACUCCCCGCCUGAAGAAAGAAGAAUUUCUAAAAGAAGCUUAUCCAAUCCCUCAGUUCCACAGUACAUGUUGGAUAUAUACGAAAGGCUGUUGGAUAAACGACUUCAUAUAAAAUUCGAUACAGCAAGAAGUUUCCACAGUUCAAGCAAUUUGAAUAAUAUAAAGAGCUAUUCAAACGAACUAAAUGUUGCAAGUGACAAGGAAUACAAACUCCAUCACUUAUUAUUUAACGUGUCGCAUUUUCCCCAAUCAGAGAAAGCACUGUUUGCCCAUUUACGGAUACAGAUAAUGCCGAAAGCCAGCCUUAAAAUUUUGGAUUCUAAAGCCAUAGAAACAUAUUCAAUAUCAGAAGACUCACCUGUUUUAUUAUAUUCAAAAAUGGUCAAUCCUAGCAAAGAAUUUUUAUUCACCGUGGAUGUCACAAAUGUGUUUGAAAAAGCUUUGCAAUCAGAAGCAAAGCAAUUGCUGCUAGCAAUAUCCCUUCCAGAUGUAUUCCUCGAUCUGUUUGUGCUAGAUGAUGGAACUCCAGAAGGGCCACAGCUCCUCGUCCUGUCUAAAACAGUUGAAGCUAUUUCUGAAGACAAAAUUUUAACAAGAAUGAGAAGAUCGUUAGAAGGAAGAGCUCCUGAAUUAUCAUUAUCACAGGAGUCAGACGGUGGAAGGUGGAAGAGGAGCAACAGCGAGGACGAAGACGAGGAGGCGGAGGAGCAAAGCAAUUACAUCGUGGAGGAGCUGGGCAGAAUCCGCAAGGGGAAGCUCAAGAGGAAGAAGAACCCCUGCAGAAGGAAACCGAUGCACGUCAACUUUGCCGCCAUCAAUUACGAUCAGUGGAUUAUUGCGCCGCCCAGCUACGAGGCAUUUGAAUGUACAGGCAAAUGCUCCUUCCCUAUGAGUGCUCACCUGGCUCCUACAAAGCAUGCUAUCAUCCAAACCCUGAUGCACAGUUUGGAACCAAAACAAGUGUCAAGGGCUUGCUGUGUCCCCAUCAAACUAGCACCUAUAUCCAUCCUGUACGUGGAUGACGACGGCACUGUCACUUACAAAUACGACUACGAAGACAUGGUCGUCGCUGAGUGUGGAUGCAGAUGACAAUCUGUUCUAAAAGAUGUGUAGAUUGGAAUUAUAGAAAGUCAUUGUAGAAAUGAUUUUAUUAGUCAAAUUUUUUCUUAAGAGUUCUGUAUCAAGAACGCGGAAUCUAUUUAUUUUUACCGGCUUCUGAGUUUGAGUUUUUAGUUAAAUCUUUCAUCAAAGAUUCAAGAUCUGAUAAAGUGAAUGCUGUUUAUUUAAUAACUAUUUUUACAAUUAAUUUGUAGAUUUUUUUAAAAUUCCUCCUCUUUCCUAAUAAUGUGGCCAUGAAAUGUUGGAAAAUUCUAAUUUAAAAUCAGCAUGAGCUAUAUUUUCUCAAGAAAAUUUCAAUGAGUGUACCGCUCAUUUCUUUGUUCAGUUUGUAAAGACCUCGUUUCAUGCUUGAAGUACAACUUUCAAGAGCUGAGGAUGAAAUAUUGCUGUUAUAUAAAUAUUCCUUAAAAAUACUCAGAUUUUCUCAGAAUCAUAAAUUUGUUUCACUUUUCUAGUCGAAAUUAUAAAUAAAAGCAAUUUCUACAUUUU
Argiope bruennichi is the source of this 2437-nucleotide messenger RNA. Its product is annotated as bone morphogenetic protein 10-like. Gene Ontology annotation, biological process: BMP signaling pathway; SMAD protein signal transduction. Gene Ontology annotation, molecular function: cytokine activity; growth factor activity. Bases 617 to 1918 code for a protein of 433 amino acids. The record is from RefSeq and is a predicted model, not a curated record. Gene Ontology annotation, cellular component: extracellular region. The transcript is spliced from 5 exons. NCBI's taxonomy places the organism in Eukaryota, Metazoa, Arthropoda, Arachnida, Araneae, Araneidae.